Molecule: messenger RNA, 414 nt
Organism: Meloidogyne enterolobii
Lineage: Eukaryota; Metazoa; Nematoda; Chromadorea; Rhabditida; Meloidogynidae
Source: the annotation of a GenBank genome assembly
CAAACAUAUUUAAGGACGAUGAAGAGAAACUUAUCUUUAUUCCAAAAAAUGGUUAGCCAACUAGUUCAUAAAAACAUUGAUUUUUUAAAAUUAUUAUCCAAGACAAAAUCUGAAAGAAAACGUAAAAGACUACUGAGACAUUCAAAUACAAAUCAACUCUUAGCAAUAGCAGAAAUUUGCCUUAAUAUUGUAAAGUCCAGGUUCCAUCUAACUACCCAACAAAAGAGACGUCUAUUACCCUAUUCAGAAUUUGUUCGUUGUAUGAGCAGAGUCAGAAGUGAAAGAGGAGCAAGACAUGUUAUAAAUCAAAAAGGUGGAGGUGUCGGAGUGUUUGCUGCCCUCCUUACACCUAUACUUGUUGAGGUCGCAAGAAUGAUAGGGAGCGCGUCUAUAAAAGAACCAAAUUUCAACUAA